CUCUCCAGGUGUUCAGAGGCGAAACCGCUGUGUAAAGUGUAAUAAAGUGUUUAAUGGAGUGAAAGUCAGAAUAAAAAAAUUCAGUCUCCAACACACAAAUGAGGUUUCGGGUGAAGUUCGUAAAAAUGCCCCUCCCUUCUUCUUAAACUACCCACAAACACCUCUCUGUCUCGCGCGCGCUGGUCAAACAAUAACGAGAAGGAACUGGUCACAAAGAAUUGGGUGCUGUGUUGUGUGAGUGUGUGGACUGGACUGGACUGGACUGGAGUGGAGUGGAACAGGUGCUACGCACCUCAGAACCAGAAGAACAGGUGGCGGGGGAAUGAGUGGGCGGCGGGGGGUCCGUGGGGGGCCAGAACCCCCCAUGCUCCGGCGGCUGAUCGAGCUUCCUGCCCCAGUGCUGACUCGGCACCAGCUGAAGCGUCUGGAGGAGCAUCGUUACAGCAGCGCCGGAAAAUCGCUGCUUGAACCCAUAAUGCAAUGCUACUGGGAGUGGCUGGUGGGCUGCAUGCCCCCAUGGAUCGCACCCAACCUCAUCACCAUCAUCGGCCUCGCCACCAAUGCCUUCACCACGCUUGUGCUCAUCUAUUACUGUCCCACUGCCACUGAACAGGCUCCACUGUGGGCGUACCUGCUGUGUGCUGUAGGUUUGUUUAUCUAUCAGUCUCUGGAUGCCAUAGAUGGGAAACAGGCCCGGCGCACUAAUAGCUCUUCACCACUAGGGGAGCUGUUUGAUCAUGGCUGUGACUCUCUGUCUACUGUGUUCGUGGUGUUGGGUACGAGUAUAGCAGUUCAGUUGGGGACGAAUCCAGACUGGAUGUUUUUCUGCUGUUUUGCGGGAAUGUUCAUGUUUUAUUGCGCCCACUGGCAGACAUACGUCUCUGGAACACUGCGAUUUGGCAUCAUUGAUGUGACUGAGGUGCAGAUCUUCAUUAUGGUGAUGUAUUUGCUGGCUGCAGUGGGCGGAUCUGCUUUCUGGCAGGCUCUGAUCCCAGUAUUAAACAUCCAGAUGAAGAUUAUCCCAGCGCUGUGUACAUUUGUUGGUGCCGUGAUUUGCUGCACUAAUUAUUUUAGAGUCAUUUUCACAGGAGGAGUCGGAAAAAAUGGGUCCACCAUCGCAGGCACCAGUGUGUUAUCUCCAGUCCUGCACAUCGGCUCUGUUAUAUUGCUCGCUAUGAUGAUCUAUAAAAAAUCCGCCGUCCAGCUGUUUGAGAAACACCCCUGUCUCUACAUCCUCGCCUUCGGCUUCGUCUCGGCCAAAAUCACCAACAAACUUGUGGUGGCACACAUGACAAAGAGUGAGAUGCAUCUUCACGACGUGGCGUUCCUGGGUCCUGGGCUCCUGUUCCUCGAUCAGUAUUUCAACAGUUUUAUAGACGAGUACGUGGUGCUGUGGAUCGCACUGGUGCUGUCCCUGUUCGAUCUGGUGCGUUACUGUGUGAGUGUGUGUAACCAGAUCGCCUCACACCUUCACAUCUGCAUCUUCAAAAUUAAACCGCUAGCAGCUCAAUGAGACUCACACACUGCUGCUGAGUGAGUGUGUGGGUGUGUGUCUGUCUGUGUGUGUGUGUGUGUGUGUGUGUGUGUGUGUGUGUGUGUGUGUGUGUGUGUGUGUUUAAAACCGUCAGCGUGCCCGAGGAUGAUCCUGAUUUACAUGAUUUAUAAAAGAUGUGAUUAUAAGUUUAUGGACACUUUAACUGACAAUGGAAAAAAAAGUUGCUUUAUUUAAAUUAUUCUGUACUAAAAGUUACUAAUGCUGUGUGUGUGUGUGUGUGUGUGUGUGUGUGUGCGCGCGUGUGUAAAAACAGGUGCUAAAACUCAUCACGUUUCUGUAAGGAUACUUUAGAAACAGAAUUUUUAAAAUAAAAAAAGCAAAGGAAAAGUUUAGGACAGUAAAUCUGAUCUGUGAUCUUCAUCUUCAUUAUUGGUGUUUUCAUGGCAACCGCCGCUCUUUAGCGUUCAGCUGGUGACCAUCAUCAUCAUCAGCGCUCUGAGAUCACGGGUGAAACGUCCAUUCUGUCCUCCACACACACACACACACACCCACACACACACAGUACAGUUCUUUAGUAGAGUAUUGUGGUAUAGUGUAUAAGUCUGAUGAUGACCAUGUGCCUGGCCGUCUCCUCCUGUUCUCAGUAUUGCAUGUGUUUAUUGUUUAUUGUUUAUUUUAAUUCUGCGUAUCACAAAUUUAAUUUAAAUGUACAACUGAACUAAGUCCAAAUGAACGAAGACUGCUGCUACAGAUGUAUUCAGUUAUAUGUAACUUUGUCCAUCAUAAUUAUAUAUUUUAUUUUAUUCUGUAAAAACAGCUAUCAUCUCUUCUUUCAGGUUUUUUUGUGUAUCAAUAAGUGUGUGUGUGUGUGUGUGUGUGUGUGUUUGUGUUUAAAUCAGAGUCCAGCCAAAAUACAGUAUGAACACAGUGUCCCCUAUGGAUGAUUUACACACACACACAGCUGGAGCCCAGUCUGCUCUAGACUAUACUGUUGGCUAUAGGCUUCCUGUACUGGUCAGCUCCAGUGCAGGACUAAAUAAAGUGACCCACUGAACAUCUGACCUGAGGGACUGUGUUCAGUGUGAAGAGGACAGUGAGGAUGUUUCAUUUAAAAAGUUUUAGUGACAAAGCUCAGCUCCUCAACCUCACUGCAGUUAGGAAUCCCUUCUUUAGUUUAUUGUUCUGACGAAAUCCAGAAAUCCUCUUUCAUUUGUUGAGUUAUUGUGAAUGAAUAUCAGAUCUCCAUGUUCCUGUAUGUUCUGAGUUAUUGUGAAUGAAUAUCAGAUCUCCAUGUUCCUGUAUGUUCUGAGUUAUUGUGAAUGAAUAUCAGAUCUCCAUGUUCCUGUAUGUUCUGCGUAAUUGUGAAUGAAUAUCAGAUCUCCAUGUUCCUGUAUGCUCCACUCAUUAACACUCCACAGCAGCUUCACUCCUUUACCUAGUGUUUAUUUACAUUAGUAAUGUUCUUCCUCUGGGUUAUCUGUACACUCCUGCAGAACACUGAUGCUUCAAAUACGCCACCUUUCACAUGAAUCCUCAGAACUGUGUGUGUGUGUGUGUGUGUGUGUGUGUGUGUGUGUGUGUCUCAUCCUCACACACCCAAACUACUGUUGUCUUUUAUUUUAGUACAUGGGUUAUUGUAAAAACAUAUUUUAUUUAAUGCUGCUUUUGCAUUCUGUGCCUAAGACCCCUGUGUGUGUGUGUGUGUGUGUGUGUGUGUGGCAGUGUUUAAUCUGCCUCAAAUGUUAAAUGGAAUUAAUAAAAAAACAUUUAAAAUUAA
Messenger RNA from Hemibagrus wyckioides, 3272 nucleotides. RefSeq names its product choline/ethanolamine phosphotransferase 1b (gene cept1b). Gene Ontology annotation, cellular component: endoplasmic reticulum membrane; Golgi apparatus. NCBI's taxonomy places the organism in Eukaryota, Metazoa, Chordata, Actinopteri, Siluriformes, Bagridae. Gene Ontology annotation, biological process: phosphatidylethanolamine biosynthetic process. Gene Ontology annotation, molecular function: diacylglycerol cholinephosphotransferase activity; ethanolaminephosphotransferase activity. Bases 323 to 1513 code for a protein of 396 amino acids. The record is from RefSeq and is a predicted model, not a curated record. The transcript has 10 exons.